This is a messenger RNA of Xiphophorus maculatus (southern platyfish), 6665 nucleotides long. RefSeq names its product N-deacetylase and N-sulfotransferase 1 (gene ndst1). The record is from RefSeq and is a predicted model, not a curated record. Bases 2313 to 4982 code for a protein of 889 amino acids. Gene Ontology annotation, cellular component: Golgi apparatus. The transcript has 15 exons. Gene Ontology annotation, molecular function: deacetylase activity; heparan sulfate N-sulfotransferase activity. Lineage: Eukaryota; Metazoa; Chordata; Actinopteri; Cyprinodontiformes; Poeciliidae.
UAAAAACAUUAGACCAUGUACAAACAAAAAAAAACAUUACAUUACAGUAGCAAAAUAAGGAAGAGCAAUAAAUAAGUACAUGCUAUUUAAAGGAACUCAGAGUUCAGCAAUUUUGCAGUUUUCUUUAAGUUUGUUCCAGAAUAUUAUAGCAUAAAGGCUAAAUGCUGCUUCUUUGUGUAUAGAUCCAAUUCUGGGGAUGCAAAGUAGACUUGACUCAGAAGGCCUGAGUGAUCUGGAAUGUCGAUAUAAUGACAACAGGUCUUUAAUGUAUUUUGGUCAUAAGCCAUUCAGUGAAUUUAAAGUCUAUUUUCUGAGCUACAGGGAGCCAGUGUAAGGACCUUAGAACCGGGGCAGUGUUCUGGAUCAGCUGCAGCUGUCCCAUCGACUUUUCAGGCAGACUUAUGAAGACACAGAGUUUGGGCCUGUUCAGUAGUAGCUGCAAUAACUGCAACUAUGCACUGACUCUUGCUUGUUCCUCUUUAUGUCCCAAAAUAAUCAUGCCAGUUUUUGUUUCUGCUCAGCUGAAAGUUGCUAUGACUUGAAGAAAAAAAAAUAUAUAUAUCUUUUUCCUUUUUCGAAUCAUAUAAUAUUUUCCGUCAUUGUUUUUAAUGAUGAAUUCAUAUUCUGCAGUCAUGAACAUGAACUUUCAGCUGAAUAAAAGCACUGUUCGUUGUAAUUAAAUGACAUUCUAACUCUACGAAAAUGGACCAAAACCCAUUUUUUGAAGUGGUCUCGGUCCGCUUCCAAAUACACACUGAACCAUCUACAGGAAAAAUAAAACUAUGGUAAAAAGGAGCCCUUCAGUGUUGCUAGCACAACCACUGCAUGACCUGGUUGUGCUGAAAUCGUACCUCAUCCUUGGUUUUCUGCUUAGCGAUGCUGCUGCCAGCGUGUUGUGGGUCAGGACAUGCAGAGCAUCUCGUCUCAUUCAGCUAGCAGAACACAUUUGCUGGCACUGUUCCAACAUUAGAUAUAUCACAUUGCAAAUCCUGCACUCAACGAGCUCCUCUUGACAUUCAAAAUGCCAUUGCAGUUGUAAUUACGGCACAAAUGUGGACAACAGAAAUUCAGACAAUAGGACUUUCAGAGUUUGUUUUUUUCCAGGAAUGUGCUCUCUCCCGCACCCGUCAUUUCUGUCCCGAAGAAGCAAUGGUCGUCACCUCGCAUGGCUUUGUUUACAAAUUAUAGUCUGCUUGCAAAAAAGUACAUUGUGAAAACAAAGCAAACAAAAACAACAACAACAACAACAAAAAAACAGAUAUAAAGUUACAUCGAUAAACUAGAUUUAUGAAAAUUUUGCUGACAUACAAAGUAUUGGUAGCCCCCUUUGAAACUUUCUGGUGGCGCCCCUGACUUAGUCUGUAUAUUAACGCACUUUCAAGAGAAACACAAAUGUAAAAAAAACAACAAAAAAACCCCCAAAACGUUGGGGGUAAUUCCAGAAUUCAUUUGCGAUGAAUGCUUUCCCACAAUAGUAGGACACACAGCACGUCCAGGCCCCAAUAAUCUGAGCAGUGACGAGGAGCGGAUGCAGAUAAGCCCAGUGCUCCUGAGGACUUCAGUGUGCUUGCAUGCGCGUAUGAAAGGAAAAAUGUGCCGCGCUGGCGCCUCCUGAAGACAGUUAUGGGCUACUGCCGGUGCUCAGAGCUGCAGAAAGAGAGGGGCUUUCUCACAUUUCCCGAUCUCUCCCGGCCGAGACCGCCACUGUGCCGCUUCCACAACACAGCCGACAGCGAGCCGAAGCGACGACCUGCUCCCAGCGUGCUCUAAAGCCGUAUUCAACCAAGCCACCUCCCGCCCGGAGUAAAAUCUACUUAAACAAGGAGUGGAGUGUACCCUGAGGGAACGAUGCUGCUCUGAUGACCUGCUCGGCCUCGGCUUCCUCUAGAGAUUAUUCUCCAGUCAGAAGAGCGGGGCAAAUUGUCGGCAGGAUAUGGUUGGAGGAUUCACGUGAUGGAUAGGUGAUGGACUCCUCCACCACCAGUCUCCCCCGGUGACUCGCCCUCUUCUGCAGCUCGCGCUCCGGCACGAGUGUGUACCGGCGGUCCACGAACCCUCCACUUCUUUGCCAUGGUGACAUAAGCGGCACUGCAACAUGAGGGAGCGCCAACGUGACCGUCUUGUUUCCUUUCCCAGUAGCUGCUCUUGCUGCUACCUCCAUGCUUAGCUCUGUAACAAUCCGGACUCUGCUGUGAGAAAUUUCUGCCUGUCUCUUUGUUUCUCUUUUUUUUGUUUUCUUUGCCUGCGCUGAGUGGAACUGUCCCCUUGGCGUGUUGCUGGGCCGGUGGGGCGGAGCAGUGCGGCGAGAGACGAUGCUGGGAUGCGUGACACGCCUCCGUCGGCUGGUCCGCCUCCUUCCCUUGCAGACCUCCCUGCUCAUCCUCUUCCUAUUCUGCACUGUCAGCGUCUUCAUCUUCUCCUACUUCCUCUAUGGCGUCAAGCGAGAACCAGAGCCUUCGGCGGUGGGCUUGUCCGGCCCCGACGGAGCCUCCGCAGACUCGGACUACCCAAGGGUGGUUCCGUCCCGGCUGCUGCCCGUGCGGAGCGUCCCGGGAGGGUCUGGGGUGGACCUCGGAGGGACCAGGACAGAUCCUGUGGUUCUGGUGUUUGUGGAAAGCCAAUAUUCUCAACUGGGGCAGGAGAUCGUGGCCAUCCUGGAGUCCGGCCGGUUCAAGUACCGGACUGAGAUCUCUCCUGGGAAGGGGGACAUGCCCACCCUGACGGACAAGGAGAGGGGGCGUUUCACGCUGGUGAUUUAUGAAAACAUUCUCAAGUAUGUGAACUUGGACGCUUGGAACCGAGAGCUGCUGGAUAAAUACUGUGUGGAGUACGGAGUGGGCAUCAUCGGCUUCUUCAAGGCCAAUGAAAACAGUCUGCUGAGUGCGCAACUCAAAGGCUUCCCCCUCUUUCUUCACUCCAACUUGGGUUUGAAGGACUGCACGGUCAACCCCAAGUCGCCGCUCCUCUUAAUCACCCGGGCGGGCCAGACGCUGCCCGGUCCCCUGCCGGGGGACGACUGGACCGUGUUCCAGUCCAACCACUCCACCUACGAGCCCGUGCUGAUGGCGAAGACCCAGUCGGCCGAGAGCGUGGCGUCACUGGGACAGAACGCGGCCUUGCUGCCCUCGGUGGUGCAGGACCUGGGGCUUCACGAUGGCAUCCAGAGGGUCCUGUUUGGCAAUAAUUUGAAUUUUUGGCUGCACAAGCUGGUGUUUGUGGAUGCCGUGGCUUUUUUAACUGGGAAGAGGCUCUCGCUGUCCCUGGAACGCUACAUUCUGGUGGAUAUAGAUGACAUUUUUGUGGGCAAGGAAGGCACCCGCAUGAAGGUGCCUGAUGUAAAGGCCCUGCUGGAGACGCAGAGGGAGCUGCGCACCCAUGUGCCCAACUUCACCUUCAAUCUGGGCUUCUCAGGGAAAUUCUUCCAUGCUGGAUCGGAUGAGGAGGACCUGGGAGAUGACCUGUUGCUGUCCCAUGUGAAGGAUUUCUGGUGGUUUCCUCACAUGUGGAGCCACAUGCAGCCCCAUUUAUUCCACAACCAGUCGGUGCUGGCCGAGCAGAUGUUGCUCAACAAGAAAUUUGCCAUGGAGCAUGGGAUUCCCACGAACAUGGGCUACGCAGUGGCCCCUCACCACUCUGGGGUCUAUCCUGUACACAUGCAGCUGUAUGAUGCCUGGAAGAAAGUUUGGGGCAUCAAAGUGACCAGCACCGAGGAGUACCCUCACCUAAAACCCGCUCGCUUCCGACGGGGAUUCAUCCACAGCGGCAUCAGCGUGUUGCCCCGGCAGACUUGUGGUCUUUUCACACACACCAUCUUCUACAAAGACUACCCAGGCAGCCCAAACGAACUGGACAAGCUCAUCAAUGGGGGGGAACUCUUCCUCACUGUUCUGCUGAACCCUAUCAGUAUUUUCAUGACCCAUCUAUCCAACUAUGGGAACGACCGUCUUGGUCUGUACACCUUCAAAAGCUUGGUGAUGUUUGUGAAGACGUGGACCAACCUGAAGAUGCAGACUCUGCCGCCUAUCCAGUUGGCUCAGAAAUACUUUAGCCUGUUUCCAUCUGAGAGAGAUCCCCUCUGGCAGGAUCCUUGUGAGGAUAAAAGACACAAGGACAUCUGGUCCAAAGAGAAAACAUGUGACCGCUUCCCAAAGCUGCUUGUCAUUGGGCCUCAGAAGACAGGGACAACAGCACUUUACCUAUUUCUUGGCAUGCAUCCUGACUUGACCAGCAACUAUCCCAGCAAGGAGACGUUUGAGGAGAUCCAGUUCUUCAAUGGACACAACUAUCACAGAGGCAUUGACUGGUACAUGGAGUACUUCCCUCUGCCCUCCAACACCAGUUCAGACUACUACUUUGAGAAGAGUGCCAACUACUUUGACUCUGAGGUGGCUGCUCAGAGGGCUGCUGCUCUUCUGCCUAAAGCUAAGAUCAUCACCAUCCUCAUCAACCCAGCGGACAGAGCUUACUCCUGGUACCAGCACCAAAGGGCUCAUGACGACCCGGUGGCGCUGAAGUACUCCUUCAAUGAAGUCAUCACUGCAGCCCGCGACGCUCCAAUCAAACUACGGAUUCUCCAGAAUCGAUGCCUGGUGCCGGGUUGGUACGCUGUCCACCUGGAGCGCUGGCUGAAUCACUAUCAUUCCAGCCAGUUGUUGGUUUUGGAUGGACAGAUGCUGAAGACAGAGCCUGCCUCGGUCAUGGAUAAAAUCCAGAAGUUUCUUGGCCUCCCCAACGUCAUCAACUACCACAAGAUCUUAGCAUUUGACCCCAAGAAAGGCUUCUGGUGUCAGUUGUUAGAGGGAGGAAAGACCAAGUGUCUGGGAAAGAGUAAAGGACGCAGGUACCCUGACAUGGACCCUGAGUCCCAGGAGUUCCUCAGGGAGUACUACCGUGACCACAACAUUGAGCUGUCUAAGCUGCUCUACAGGAUGGGUCAGCCGCUACCCAGCUGGCUCAGAGAGGAGCUGGUCCACACCAGGUAGCAGCACCGCUGCAGGGGAAAACCACAGCUCCACGUUCUGAAACACGGCUCCACCCUGCAGGGCUCGCCGAUCUGAAAGAAACCUGAAAGAUUGGAGCUCGGGCCUUGAGAUAAACCGAACAAGAACUCGAAGCUUAACGCUGAUCUUCUUAGUGGAGAGCAGACUGGCUUCAGGGCUGCCCUGACACUGUGUCCUGAGGAUUUCAGUAAGGAAAGACUCGGUGGUGCACAGUGGAGUGGGGGGUCCUCCGGUGUUCGAUAAUCCCGGUCCCGUUGAUCGACGUGUCAUCACAUAAACUUUGUUGCCUGAGACUGAAAAAGGAAACACAAAUGAACUCUGAGCAGUUUUACCUGUCAGUUCUGUAAACAGGCAACAAAUGUAAACACUAUCACAUGUCCUCUGUGAUAAGGCGUGAUGUUUGGAGCGGAGUAGGACAGUAUUGUCUCAACAAACGGCAGCAUGUUGGACGUGUCCAGUCGAACUACUUUUGAUAGGAGUAUAUGAGCAGUAAGUGAGGACGUGAGGAGUCCUGACUCAGGCUGCAUCUUGUAGCCUUCCUCAAUAGGCCUUGGUAGAAUCUAGUUAUUGCAUUUACAAGUGCCAGGACAGAAUCUUCAACAAACUAUCAACCCCUUGGAUAUCUGAGGGAUCCUUCUUUUUUUCUCUUUUGUUUCAAUCAGCUCCUGUUUUGUUUUCUUCUGUCUGACUUAACGUUUCUGUAGUGCUGAUGGAAAUGCAUAUUUUGUUAGAAUGUACCAAAACUAAACCUGUUAGAGGUGUUGUUCCCACCCAAGCGGGAUGAGCAGCGCUGUUGUCGGCCCGGCCUGCAGCGUGGUGACCCCCGAGCCGGCCGGGGCGGGAACAGGACGGACGGACGGACACAGAAAGCACAAUGGCACUCGAACGAGCGUCGACCCUGAUCAUACAGGUUAACUGGAAAGCACACAGAGUUCAUGGCUCCUACUACAAUCUGUGAAGAUCAUAAGCUAGCUACUGUAUGCAUGGUCCUACAGAUUCAGAUUGUGUACAGAAGAAAAAAAAGUGCAUUUCAAAAUGUUAUCAGCGUUUUUAUUUGUUAAAAUUGUAUAUUUUUUUGUGUUUUAUGUUUAAUUUCAUUUACAAGCGAGUAUAGACCUGGGAAGAAUAGAAAAACAAAAAAACUGACCAACUGUACGCCAGGUGUUUUCAUACGGAUGUUUGGGUGUAGGUCAAGGUGUUACCAUUGCAACUAGGUGUUCAUCGGUAACAAAAAGCUGCUUUUACUGCAAUAGUUUUGUACGUUGUUCGGAUGUAAUUACAACGCACACGACGGUUUGUCAUUUCCUGACUUUGUAAUGUACAUAAAACCCUUCGGUAGACCUAAAUUAUUGAAUGUGUUUGGGUUUUACUCUCCCAUCAGCCUGUUGUCGUAGCGUUUAUAAACGUCAGUGCUGCGCUGAGGGGGAGUUUGGAUCCUUUCAUCAUGCAGAAGUGUUUCCUCUCACAUCCUCUCACUGCCAACUGUUGUACAAAAGUGCAGAGUUUCUCCAUAUAUAAAGUAUUAAACACAUAACAGCAACGAUGGUACUAAUCUCCUGGACUGUAUGAUACAGAUUUGUAAUUGUUGUCAAUAAUUUUUACAGUGUAACUAAUAUUGUCGGUGCUUUUUAAUUUGCAAAUAAAACACCACUGUAUUUUUCAUUA